Chara braunii is the source of this 3011-nucleotide messenger RNA. NCBI's taxonomy places the organism in Eukaryota, Viridiplantae, Streptophyta, Charophyceae, Charales, Characeae. The record is from the annotation of a GenBank genome assembly.
ACUACAUCAGCAAAACACGCCAGCAAACCACGUCAGCAGGCCACGUCAGCAGGACACGUCAGCAGGCCACGUCAGCAGACUACGUCAGCAAGACACGCCAGCAGACCAUGUCAGCAGGCCACGUCAGCAGGACACGUCAGCAGGACACGUCAGCAGGCCACGUCAGCCGACAGAGCAGGAAAUACCAUGUCAGCAGGCCCCCGGCCUGGUCUAUGCUGUUGCGGUCACAUACAGCCGUCGUGGACCAGAGGUUCGGAGAAGCAGACGAGGCCUAUCAGGCCCGGAUGUUGGCUUGGAGUACCGAAACAAAGAAACGGGCAGAUGACGCAGCAGCAGCGAAGAAGAAGGCAGAGGACGCCGAGCAGGUACGUCUGCUGGCACUUGAACAACAGCGCCAGCAUGACGAGGCAGCAGCAAGGGCUGCCGAUGAAGAAAGAAACCAACGUCUUAAGAAGAUAUUUAGCGGAGAGCAGACUUUGCUCACAAUGGCAGCGGAAUGGCGGACCGAGGCCGAGAAUGGCAAGAUGGGGGAUAGCGAAAACAAGAUCGCUCUCCUCCUCUCCCAUCUCACAGACCUCCUGGCAACCUGUAUUACACAGCAGGAGGAUAUCCACAGCCUCGACGACUCGCUAGCUCAAGUACAAGGCCGCCUCCAGCAGCUGGAACAGCGACCCGUCGCCGCCCCCGAUGCAAGCUUUUCCAAUACCCCCGAUCGCCUCAAAGCAUUGGAGAUGGACGUCGGCUCCCUCAAGGACGGCGUGCAGUUACAGCAGACCGCAACGCAACAGUUGCAACAGCGGAUUUGUACUACCGCCAACACCUCAAGUUCGGAACCGCGUGAGACAGCUCCAAAGUUUGACGGGCAAGAGAUCUUCUGCGACUCGGCAAAGACAAAUCUGAUUCCAUGGUUCCGCAAGUUCGAGCUCAUGCUGCAGCUACACAACGUCAAAGAACACAAGCACCACGCAUACUUGUACUCUCGCUCAGGGGGCGCGUGCCAGGCUUGGUUGGACAAUCUCUUGUCCAAGUACGGAGUGGUAGCUAACGACUUGCACACCAAGAUCAGCUGGGAUGAUUUGAAGGCGGCGUGGCACAAGCGGUUCCAAGUCGAGCCGCCGAAGAUCAAGGCUAUGGACAAGCUCAUGGUCUUCGAACAAGGCACGCUGCCGAGUACCAACUGGAUCGCCGAGUACCAACGCUUGACGUCAGUCCCAGACAUCCAAAUGGGUUUCAAAGCCAUCCGCCACUAUUUCAUUUCAAGGUCAUGUCCAGCAUUAAGCAAUGCCCUGACUCACGUCGAGGACACCUUGACGACAACGACGGAACUCUUUGACAAGGCCGCGCAGAUCAUCAUUACGAACAAGGAGGCUAAGAACCUGCGUUCGUCUGCGGCAGGCCCGAGCAGAGACCAGCAUCGACCAAGAGUGGUCGUGGUCGCGGCAGCAACGCCGUUUGACCAAACCAGUGAGGCCAUGUCUGCCAACGAAGGAGACGGACUCGCAGCCACCCGGGAAGGUGGCCGCCCCGGCAGAGGCCGAGGACGCGGCAAGACGAAGACACACACCGCAUCUAGCCCCGGGCCCGGAGCAGCAGCUCCAGCCCCUUGGUCCCAAUAUGGCAUCUCCGAGCAAGCAUUCAAGGCUCGCACGAGAUUCCACUAUUGCCUCUGGCAAGGGCAAACAGGGAAACCGAGCACCGCCGAGAGUGACUUGACAACACUCUCGACGCCUCCGGAACCGGUUUUUUCACGAGUAACCGGCCUUCAUUCCGAGGCGCACACGGAAGUCGAUAGUCCUCCUCUUACUUAUUCUUUUGAGGACUAUGCUGCCCGACUCGUUCCUACGCUGGGUACUCAAGCUCAAGGACAAGACGUGUGUGCGUUUUUUUCUCCGUCCGGCAGCGGCGACAUAUCGUCUUCAAGUGGUUCUUCACCGGAAUCGACGAGCGAGUUCAACAUAGAGGUAUUGGACCCGCUCACGUCCGAGGACUUUGCAUGGCUUCCUCUCACGACCACAGGCAUCUUGCCGGGACCGCAAUGCGCAGCACUAUGCGCUCAUCUCCACACUUACUUAUCCUUCUAUGCAUCACCAACUUCGCCGACGGAUGGCGAAGUCGCGGUGGGGGACAUCCUUGCGUAUACUACCAAGGUGGCCCGCGAGUUUCGCAGGCAGCGGUACGAUGACAACAACGCACCGCUCAUGUAUGUGCGCAUCCAGGUUGGGCAAGCGUCCUGCAGCGCUUUGCUGGAUAGCGGCGCGUCUCGCAAUUUCAUGAGCCAAUCAUUUAUGCAAAGGGCUGGCCUUCACGCACAAGUUCGGAGGAAGGCAAACCCGACGGUGAUCAAGUUGGCGGAUGGGAAAACGCAGCAACUUCUCGACCGAUACAUCGAGGCCGUACCGGUUUAUUUCGCACCUCAUGCAUGCGAACCGGUGACGUUCGAUAUUCUCGACACGGACUUCAACAUCAUUCUGGGAAUGCCUUGGCUUGCAAGUGCGGAUCACACGGUCAACUUCCACCGGCGGACUCUUAGCGUUCGCUUCGGCGCCGAAGUGGCGUGUACUAUUCCUCAACUGCACCCUUCGAUUCGGUGCCAAGUGGUGACGACCAAAUCAUUCCGGGUGACUUGCGCUUACGAGCAGCCCGAGGAGAUCGGCCUAUGUUUCCUACGGACCGUCGCGGUAGCCGACGCUUCGCCCACGGACUUGUCUUUGAACCCCCCGGUGGUGCGGUUGCUGGACGAGUUCGCCGAAAUCUUCGGGUCACCUACCUGUGUGGUGCCGGAUCGGCCGAUUUCUCAUGAGAUCAUUCUUGAGGCCGGUGCCGUGCCGCCGAAAGGUUGCAUCUAUCGGAUGAGCGGGGAGGAGCUUGAGGUCCUCCGCUCACAACUCAACGACUUGUUGGCCAAGGGCUGGAUCCGCCCGAGUAGCUCCCCAUAUGGAGCACCAGUUCUCUUCGUCAGGAAGAAGAACAAAGAUCUAUGAUUGUGUAUCGACUACCGCAAGCUCAACUCG